UGGCUCGAGAGCGCGCCACCUCGUUCGAGGCCUCUGGGGUUGUGGCACACCGCCCGCGCCCGCGCAAUGGCCCUGGCCAUCCAGCAGCGGCCCCCACGGGCGCUGGCGUUCGUCCGUGAGCUUAUCGAGCUGGACGCGGGCCCGGUGCAGGCGGGCAGCGACCAGGGCCAGCCUAGCAGCGCGGUGACCAGCCUGCUGCUCUCCUGCCUCAGCGGCACCGAGCGCGAGCCGCAGCAGGGCUGCCCGAGCCUCACCCCUCUGCAGGCUACGACGGCGCUGGUGCGGCUGCUCGGCGCGGCCGAGGGCGACCCGCGGGGCGACGCCGACCUCGCCGGGUCGCCCGGGGGUGGCGCCGUCUCGCUGGUGGCCAAGGCGGAGCGCUUGGGCGCCGACGCGGCAGACCCUCUGCGCGGGGAGGCCAUGCUGCGGGCAGUGGCGGGCGUCAUGCAGCGCCGCCUGCCUCAGUUCGAGCUGGGAGAGGAGCCCUUCCUGCAGCUGGAGGUCCUGCGUGCCAUGAGACUGCAGCUGCUGCCGCCCCCACCGGCGUCCGAGGCGCUGGCUUGGUGGGCCGAGCAGCGCAUCGGGCCUGACGAGCACGCCGCCCUGCGGCGCCAGCUGGUGGACGUCGUGCUGCGCUCCCUCCGCAUUGUGGCCGACGGCCAGCUCAGCCGCAGGCCGCAGGCCGUCGCCCUCGGCUGCCUGCGCAGCCUGGCCGCCUGCUCCGCCUCCUGCCGCACCAACGCGCUGCGCGCUGGGGCCGCGGCGCUGGCCGUCGAGGCACUGCAGGCGCAGACCCGCGCCCCCGGCCCGCCGGCCGAGGCCGCGCUGGUCCUGGGUUGCGAGGCGCUCGUGGCCCUGACGGCGGGCUCGCGCUCCAACGCGCGGGCGGUCGCCGAGGCCGGCGCGGACGCCCAGGCCCUUGAGCUCAUGCGCCGCUUCGGGCAGCACCGCGAGGUGGCCAGCGCGGCCUUCUCGCUGCUGGGCGCCGUGGCGCGGGACGAGGCCGCGGGCGCCCGGCUGGCCGCGGCCGGGCCCGAGGCCCUGGCGGCGGCGCGGGCCGUGCUGGAGCGGUGGCCGGAGGAGGUGCGCGGCGCCGCCGCCUCGGGCCGAUCUCGGGCGCCCGCGCCGGAGCUGCUGGCGGCGCUGCAGGCGCCGCCGCCGUCGGCUGAGAGGGGCGACGGGCGGGCCGGGCGGACAGGCGGCACAGGCGACGGCGGCGUGCCGUCGCGCGGCGUGGGUACCUCUGCGGGAAGAUCCGCGCUGGAGUCGAGGUGACGGCCGGGCGGUGGCCCGUUCUGACGUGCGUCGUCCAGGGGCCGAUCGGCCCGCAUGUGUUCCUUCCCACCCUACUGCUGUGAGGGAGCCCCGUAGGCUGUAGGUGGCGAGAGGCAAAACUUGCCACCCGCCCAGGCGCGUUCGACCUGACUGCUCCCGCUUUACGCUCGCCCAGCCUGUCCCGUCUGGAA
Molecule: messenger RNA, 1466 nt
Organism: Prorocentrum cordatum
Lineage: Eukaryota; Dinophyceae; Prorocentrales; Prorocentraceae
Source: the annotation of a GenBank genome assembly